Phyllopteryx taeniolatus (common seadragon) is the source of this 1636-nucleotide messenger RNA. RefSeq lists its product as uncharacterized. The transcript has 2 exons. Gene Ontology annotation, molecular function: double-stranded DNA 3'-5' DNA exonuclease activity; DNA-(apurinic or apyrimidinic site) endonuclease activity; phosphoric diester hydrolase activity. Gene Ontology annotation, cellular component: nucleus. The annotation marks the transcript as partial. Gene Ontology annotation, biological process: base-excision repair. The record is from RefSeq and is a predicted model, not a curated record. Lineage: Eukaryota; Metazoa; Chordata; Actinopteri; Syngnathiformes; Syngnathidae.
UUCAGAAGGGAGGCACCUCACAGAACAGUGAGGGGAGGAAUCAGACUGGGCUCUCAGGAGGGGAUGUUUCGAUUGAGCGGCUGGCGCGUUUUCCCGUGUCACAGCUAUUCCCCCCUCGUAUCACCCGUUCGUCUGCCACCCUAGAACCAGUCCUGGACUCAGAUGAAGGCAUGGAGAUUGAUGUGAUGGAGCGGAAGAAACGGCAAUCUGAAGGCACUGGGAAGGGCGGGCUUAAAAAAAGUAAGUAGACUCGACGCGUCCAUCUUUUCGUUUUUUGCUUAUGAUGAAUUUUCUCCUGGUGUCAGCAAAUGCCUGUGGUCUUCGUAGUGACCAUAAAAUUCACAACAUUAUGUGCCACACCAAGUGGGAUAUUUUGUGCUUGCAAGAAACUUGGUGGGAGGGCGAGCACAUUAAGAAAAUAGAAAAUAUGAAGCUUGGUUCGCUUCACGUGGCAUUAGGCACAUCAAGAUCUUGUGGGGUUGCCAUUUUGACGAAAUGCGGCCCCUUGGGUUAUCCCACCCUAGUGCAUGCUGACAAUCAGGGGAGAUUCAUUGUGGUCGAAUAUGAUGGACCGUUGAAGUUCCGAUUGAUUAACAUUUACGCUCCCAAUGUGGAGUUAGAUAGGAGGGACUUUUUCCUGCAUGUAUUCUCCUUUGUGACUGAUAGAACCUUGUUGAUUGGUGAUUUCAAUACAUAUCUCAGCAAACUGGAUGUCAGUGUAAAUAAUGUUUUUAGGACUGAUGUUAGCAGGAAUUGUCUUUUAGAUCUGAUGACCGGUAAUAAUAUGGUAGAAAUCUGGAGGACUUUAAAUCUAAGUCGGCCAGUUUUCUCCAGUGCGCAGGUUGUCCAAAAUGAACUGAAGCAAUCACGCAUCGAUCUCUGUUUAACAUCAGCCUCUCUUGUGCAGAAUCUGGACAGGCCACUGUACACAUGGUCGAGUCAGAGUGACCACGCUUUGCUCUCCGUUGAACUGGUACUUGGGGGAAGUCGGAGGACCGGCGGGCUUUGGGUGCUAAACAACUCCCUUCUGAAGGAUGAUUGCUACGUUUCCAGGGCUACUCCUAGCACCUGGGGUUUUCGUGAGGCCGAGAACAGCUACAAAGUUCUGGGAGUCUUGUUAGGUAAGGUUGCGGAGGUAUGUAAUAGGAAAACAUGGGAGAACAUUUUGAACAAAAUAGAAAGUCAACUUAACGUAUGGAGGUUGAGAAAUCUAACCCUGAAAGGUAAAGUCCUAGUAAUAAACGCUUUGUGUAUUUCAAAGUUGGUACAUGCCCUGACUGUUACUGAUUUGCCUGGUGACAUUUUGAGUAAGCUCAAGGCAAUUUUCAGUCGUUUCAUGUGGAAGAGAGAAAAGGGUCUGGUGAGUGAUGCUACGCUGAUAGGGGAUCAUGGAGCCGGUGGUUUGGGGUUGAUCGACAUAGACACGAAGAAGAAAUCUUUAAGGCUCAAAAUCAUCAAGAAAUGUUUGGACUUGUCCUUCACAGCCCCGUGGAAGGACUUUGUUAUACCCACCCUGCGAGGGUUGGGGAAUUAUGGUGACUUUAACCUAUGUCAAAUGUUGCCGAGGUCAUUGUUCCCCGCCCAAGAUCCUUUUGAGAGGGAGGUUCUGGAGGCGUGGUGGUCGCUCAGGCCAUGG